AAGUCGGUUUUCACAGUAAUUUUAUAGCCUUUCUAUAUGAGAAAGGCAAAACCGCGUAAUUUCGGAAAAUUUAGAGUAGUAGUAAUUUAGAGAAAAUUCGUAAACGGUUUCCUUCCCGAGCAUCAGACACACAUACAUUUUUUCAGCAGAAUUCCGCAAAUGUUUGAUCCUCCCACAUUGCUUAACUUUCUCAGCACCUUCAAUACAUUGAACUUUGAAUCGAAGAGCUUCGAACUGCAGUACAUCACCUUUCGCUAGACCGAUUGGCAAAAAAAAAAUGCUAACCAAACCUUGCAGUCAAUCAAACAAAACCAAACCGCAAAUGUGUACAAUCGAACAAUUUGCCAACAUCUUUCGUUGCGGAUCGGAAGUCACUAAAAAAAUGGGAACUCGGGACGAGCGGGGGUGGUUGAAAACGCUAUCGGAAAAUUGCAUGUGUACAAACGCAGGUCCACAGCCCCAAGUGAAAUGGAAAAAGGGAAAAGAAAAUCGCGCGUCGAUCGCGUCGAAAAUGAAAAAUGUGAAAAUAUGUUGUGUUGUGCUGCUUGGGUGUAGCAGAGGAGAGGAUUAGCUUAGACAUAUAGUCAGCCCACCGACAACAUAACGACGGCUUGGGCGAAUGGCUGCUAUGCCAAGAUUAAACAGAGCAUUCAGUGUACUUUAAAAGGAGAUGCAUAUCAAUUGUUGAAGCCAGUAUCAGUACGGAUUGCGAUUGAUUAGCAGUGUGGAGUGCAGUGCAAAUAAGUUGGACCAUCGGAGCGGCCAUUUGGCGAAAUUGGAACGGACUACUCCUGUUGGAAACGAAACGUGCUUUUGUGUUGUGGGUGCGUGAAACGAACCUUUUUUCUGUGAAUUAGAAAUCGUUACGAGUGAAUUUCGUUAUCAGUAUCAGAUCAACUAGUGCCACUAACAGAUAACAAAACAAACAACAACAAAAAAAGAAUCAUGGGGAAAAUGUCGACAAGAAGCACCGCGUUGAAGUAUCUAUUGUUUGCCUCAUUCAUUACCUCCACACUGUGCGCCUCGGCCGCUGGAUUGCGCGGCCAGACCCGUGUGGCCCACAGCAACAAGAACGAGAACAGCUGGUUCACUGGUGAGCUGAGUGUGCUGCAGAAGGUCUACGAUGACUGCCAGGAUAAGCAAGACUUCACCGGUUGCCUGAAGGGUAAAGCUCUGACAGCCAUUUCGCGCGCUAUCGACAUGGAAUCGGUUCAACUAGUCGAUGGAAUUUCGCUGGUUAAGCAGGAAGUCGCUGAAAAGGAGAGCAUCCCACUGCUGGGAGAUGCCCGUGCACUGAGCGGACUUGGCGAGGUGGAUCGUUCUAUCCUGGACAAACUGAACAAAUUCUUCCAGACGCACUCGCUGCGCAUUGACAUGCAGAAGCAGGAUGGUGUCGCCCGUGGAAACAAAAACAACAAACAUCACCGCUAUCUGAUUGCUGCCUUUUUGACCGCCAUGGGAAUCGCUGGUCCAAUCGGUCUCAAGGUUCUGGCGGCGGUAGCCGGUAAGGCUUUGGUCAUUUCCAAGGUAGCCCUGACCAUUGCCGGUAUCAUCGCUCUGAAGAAGAUCUUCGCACAUGACCAUCACGAGGAAACCAGUUUCCAGGUGCACGCUGGACAUGACAACAGACGAACUGCCUACGUUGUUCGCAACCCAGCCAAGAUGGCCGCGAGCGUUGAUCCUUACCGGUACUACUACGAGCAGCAACAGCAACAACCGCAAGCACAGUACGGUGCCGUCUAAAAACCCAUCGGCCAAAGCCGCUACAGCCAGUCAUCGGUUCUAUCCGUCCCAGAGGAAAUGAUUAGCGAACAAGUCCCCUGUACAUUAAUAUUUAUUUUUAAUUUAUUGCAAGCGUUAAAUUAUGGGUAGUUGUACUUUUAAAUACACAGCGCUAAGCCUGAAGCAGAGGCCACACCGACAUUUUCCCUAUACGCAGCAUUUUUCUGAUUGAAAGAAUGUGCGGUUUGUUGAAAUAUUGGCGAACGAACCACUUCGAUACAGCAAGAAAACCAAAAAAUAGACCAAAUUUAGAACUUCCUCAAAUUCCAGUAGGAUCGAAUUAACUAGUAGCAGUAGCAACAACAACAAGAACGGAAACGUUAGUCCGCGUGUAAUUUUAUAGCAAUGAUUAACACGUUAUCAAGUUGGUAUUUGGUAAGCAGUUUGCAGUGUGAACGAUACACAGGUGCGAAAAAUAAACAUAUCGACAAAUAAAAAAAAACGAUAAAGCACAGUAUCACACCCGAGGUAUAUGUUAGUUUAUAGAUCGAAAAGAAACCUUCGUCAAAAGUAAUUGAUGAUGAACUUUAUGAUGGUGGAAUGUUGGAAUCAGUUGAAUAAAUAAAUUACAUAACCGUUGUUGAGUCGGUUACAGGUUUUUUUCGUUUUAGAGUAAUGUUCAC
This is a messenger RNA of Malaya genurostris, 2405 nucleotides long. RefSeq lists its product as uncharacterized. Bases 946 to 1743 code for a protein of 265 amino acids. The transcript is spliced from 3 exons. The record is from RefSeq and is a predicted model, not a curated record. NCBI's taxonomy places the organism in Eukaryota, Metazoa, Arthropoda, Insecta, Diptera, Culicidae.